Molecule: messenger RNA, 1545 nt
Organism: Cucurbitaria berberidis CBS 394.84
Lineage: Eukaryota; Fungi; Ascomycota; Dothideomycetes; Pleosporales; Cucurbitariaceae
Product: tRNA methyltransferase complex GCD14 subunit
Exons: 1
Coding region: 1-1545 (514 amino acids)
Biological process (GO): tRNA methylation
Cellular component (GO): tRNA (m1A) methyltransferase complex; nucleus
Source: RefSeq, a predicted model, not a curated record
AUGGCGCAUGCUCCCUCGCCCUUCCUCGACCCAGGAACCCAUGCAUCAGCAAAUAACAUCGGGAUCUUACAGUUGCGCCGCGACCAUCUCAUCCCAGCCGUCCUCUCACCCAACGCCGAUUCCGACUACGCAGAAGGCAAGGUCGAAAACACUCGUUUUGGCUCCUUCCCGCAUAGUACCCUCGUCGACCAGCCCUGGGGCACGCAGAUACUCGCGUCCGUCGUCGAUACUGGCUCUCGUGGCAAAGCAAAGAAGCGGAAGCGGGAUGCGAAAGAUAAUGGCGCAGAGACGACAAUCCCCGAGGUAGGAGAGGUGGUCAAGAAGGAUCUUGUGAAAGCUUCGACAGCAAGUAGUGGGUUCGCGCAUCUCAUACCACCUACACCAGAGACGUGGACUUUGUCUCUACCACACCGAACCCAAGUAGUUUAUACGCCGGAUUACAGCUACAUAUUGCAGCGACUGCGCGUACGGCCGGGCGACCACAUCAUUGAGGCAGGCGCAGGAAGUGGCAGCUUCACGCACGCCGCAGUAAGAGCAGUCUUCAACGGCUAUCCUGCGUCCGAUGACAUAACAAAUGGGACGAACGAUGAAGAGGCAAAUGCCGUUGGAGUGUCCAAGAAACGCAAGCGCAAAAGUAGACGUGGGGGCGUCUACAGCUUCGAGUACCACGAGCCACGCGCACAGCAACUACAGGUUGAGAUCAAGGACCACCGCCUGAAUGACCUCGUCACAGUCACGCACCGCGAUGUAUACAACGACGGCUUCUGCUUAGACGACCCAAGCAGCCCAGACGCGGACGCCAUUUUCCUCGACCUCCCCGCGCCCUGGCAAGCCCUCAAGCAUCUCACGCGCUCACCACCUUCCUCUGCCGUCCUAAAGGCUGUUGCCGAGGACCCUUCAACACCCUCCGGCGAACCAGCACCCGCCACACCUCAAGUUCAACCACCCACAACACCGAAGCCCUUUCGCUCGCCGCUCAAUACCAACAACGCUAUCCGCAUAUGCACUUUCUCCCCAUGCAUCGAACAGGUCACAAAGACCGUCUCCGCAAUGCGCUCUCUCGGUUGGCUAGAAAUAGACAUGGUCGAGAUCCAAGCCAAGCGCCUCGAGGUCCGUCGCGACCGCGUAGGCCUCCAGGAAGAAGGUGUGCGCGGCGGCAAUUCGAGUCCCGCGACCGUCCAGGAAGCCGUGCAGCGAUUACGCGAUGUAGAAGGACGUGCGGCGGUGUUCCAUGGGUUGCAGAAGGAGAAGCAGCAGGAGGUUAUGCGCAAGGCGGAGGCGAAGAAGAAGGGUCAUAACGUAAAACCAGCCGAAGAUGGAGAGGGGAAGAAGAAGGCGAAGAUGGAGGGAGUGCCGCCCAGUAAGCAAGAUAGGCUUGAGCGGACGAAGAAGGAGUUGGAGAGCAGGACGUUGUUCAAAGAGGGGCGAUUAGUGCAUCGUACCGAGCCAGAGCUCAAGACUCAUACGAGUUAUCUGGUCUUUGCUGUGCUGCCGCGCGAAUGGAGUUGGGACGAUGAAGAGAAGGCGAGGAAGAACUGGGCUUGA